This is a messenger RNA of Henningerozyma blattae CBS 6284, 2334 nucleotides long. RefSeq names its product deubiquitination module subunit SGF73 (gene SGF73). Gene Ontology annotation, biological process: RITS complex assembly; regulatory ncRNA-mediated heterochromatin formation; regulation of transcription by RNA polymerase II. The record is from RefSeq and is a predicted model, not a curated record. Gene Ontology annotation, cellular component: SAGA complex. The transcript has a single exon. Bases 1 to 2334 code for a protein of 777 amino acids. Lineage: Eukaryota; Fungi; Ascomycota; Saccharomycetes; Saccharomycetales; Saccharomycetaceae.
AUGUCUGAAAGUACAACAAUUAAAGGUAUUAAACAAUCUAUUAAAGAUAGAUUCCCAUCAAUUACACAGGCAUCUAUCUUCAAUGGAACAGAAAAUGGAAAUGUCAAUAAAAAUAUUCACAGGGGGUGGAAGCGUAUAUUAGACGCCCAGAAAGAUAGCAAAUACAAAUAUUUUAAUAUUAGUCCAGAAAGUAAAGAAAAAUAUUUCAAUCCAAAUGUAAGAUUAUUAGAAGAUUCUCCAUUAGAUUUGAAUUUAAAAUAUAGAAUUUGUAAUAAAUGUGGUAAGCCAUUAAGUUCUGAUUCAAUAAUUGAUCAUUUGGAAAAAUUUUGUAAAGGAUCAGAUAGAGAUUUAAAAGAUAAGAAUAAUAAACCUUUUUUAAAGAAAAAUCAUAAAGUCCAUAAGAAAAAUAAAAAGUCCAAAAUUAAUGGUAUCAGUGAUGACGAUGAUGAUGAUGAUGAUGAUGAUGUAGAUGACGAUGACGAUGAUGUAGAUGACGAUGACGAUGAUGAUGAUGAAGACGAUUAUGAUGAUGAUCGAAAUGGUAAUAGCGAUGAUAGCUCUAGUAGCAAAAAUGAUCAUAUAAAAAAGAAACAUUCUGGAAAUAAUAAUAGGGUUCGUAAUAUAAUGGAUGAUGAUAGUGAUGAUGAAGAGUUAAGCUCCGUAGAUGACGUUGAUCUUGAUGUUAGUCUAACCAAAGAUGGCGAUGCAAGCACUAAUAAUGCAGAAGAUCUAAGUGAUAAAAAUAAUGCAAAUGGUAAAAAUAAUAAUGAUGAAGAUAACAACAAAGACAACAAUAGUAAGAAUUCUGAUAAGUAUAACGAUAAUAGUAACGAUAAUGGUACUGAUAGUAAUAAUAAUAAUAACGGCGGAAACAGUAGCAGUAAUAAUAAUAAUAAUGAUAAUAAUAAUAACAACAAUAACAAUAACAAUAAUAAUAAUAAUAAUAAUAAUAAUAAUAACAGCAGUAAUAAUAAUAGUAAUAAUAGCAGUAAUACUAAUAAUAACAGCAAGAAUAAGAAUAAGAGAAAUCCUAUCGACGACAAUUUGAAAGAAUUACAAUCGCCUAAUAAGAAACAAAAAGUUUCUGAGCAAAGCACUCCAAGUAAAAAUAAAACUGAUAUUGUGGAGAACGAUACAGAAAAUGGCAUCUCAUCGAACGUUACAAGAUCAGAUUCAGUGUCUGCAUCUAUUCCAGGUACUACUAGUGCAAAUGGAUCUAAGAAAAGCCAAAGAAAAGUCAAGCAAAGAAAUCCAACCGAAAAACAUUUAAUUGAUUUUGAUAAGCAGUGUGGUGUUGCUUUACCAGAAGGUGGGUACUGUGCAAGAUCUUUAACAUGUAAAUCCCAUUCAAUGGGCGCUAAAAGAGCAGUUGUUGGUAGAACAAAAACUUAUGAUCAAUUGUUAGCUGAAUAUCAUAAAGAACAUAAAACUAAGAUUGGUGCAGCUGCAGAAAAGCGUGCUCAACUACAAGAACAAUUGAAAAAGGAGAAAAUUAUUCAAAAGGAAAAGAAAAAGGCUCAACAAUCUGCUAGAAACAAGCAGAGAAAGAAUGCUUCAGCCAAUAGUAAAAAAAAUAAUAAGAAUGCAAAAGAUACUAAGAAUAGUAAAAAAGUAGAAGAAGAAAAUAUUCCAACAAUUACUCCAGAAGAAGAAACUACUCAGGUAUUAAAUGGUAUAUCUAGAUCUUUACCUUUGCCGUUAGAUGGUACUGUGCUUUCCUCUACAAGAAAGAGAACCAAAUAUUUUAGAAUGAGGGAAAUGUUUGCAUCAUCAUUUCCAGUUAAACCAGGCUAUUCAUCACCAGGUUAUGGUGCAAUUCACUCUCGUGUUGGUUGUUUAGAUUUGGAUAGAACCACAGACUAUAAAUUCCGUAUACGUAUUCCACAGCCAAUAAAUCAACAGUCAGGUCACUCUGAACAUCAUCAAAACUUAACUUCUCAACAAAUUCAAAAAUUACAACAGCAACAGCAACAACGAUUAAUGCAGGCACAGAUGAUGAAUCAACAACAUAAUAAUAAAAUUCCAAAUAAUACGAGUGUAAAUCAAGGUUCUAAACCUGUACAGGCGGGUAGAACUCCUGCCGAACUAGAGAGACUACAACAGCAACAGCAACAGCAGCAGCAACAAGUAAAGAAACAACAGAUGGAAACUUCUAAUUUUUCAGCAUCUAUCAAUACCCUUCCAAACACAAAUACAAAUAUAAAUACUUCCAAUAAUCAAACUGCUUUGAGCUCUCCAGGAAAUAUGAUUAACAGUAAUGUAGGAUCGCCAAAUGUAGCCAAUCAGGCCAUUGGUAGUCCCGUGAAUAUUGGCAUAAAACAGCCUAAUAGUUAG